CAACCGAAGCUAUAGUAUCUGAAGAGCGAGUACAACCGUCAAGAAAGCCCCAAAGCCCCAACGAAGCACAACACACAACGCAGCGUCGAAAAACACGAAAAACGUUCAGAAAAUUGCCGUGCAGCUGAAGCUGAACCAAAAACAAAAAAACAAAAAAAACAAAAAGAAGAAACAUUUGCACACACAAAUACAUACAGAUAGUCAGACUGCGGGAUAGAGAAGAGAGGGGUGCAGAGCAGAAUAAUAAUUAAAAGUAAAGCGAAUUGGAGCAGCGCAACCGGGGGAGGGGAGAAGCAAGACAAAGGCCGCACAGCGAUAGCAGCAGCAGAAGCAGCAGAAAGCAAAAGAAGCCAGAAUAUCGAAGGGGGAAAAAAGCGCGGAAAAGUGCACUUUACACAAAUUCAUACAUAUACACAUUUUUCCACGAGUGAAAGUUGGGCGCACACCGGCCACGCCCCCCGCCCCGCCUGGAAUGAACCGCUCCAACAGUUUUGUCAGCUCCCUGAAGUGGUGGCCCCUGCAGGGCCACAACAGCCAGGCGACACCAGCAGCGGCAGCUGCAUCAGCGCCACCCACCAGCAACGGUGGCUACUCCCAGUCGGCGCCCAGCUCCCCGAUCUCUAACUGGCCACCGGCGCUGCAGCAGCAGCCGAAGGCCGGUGGCGGUGUGGUGAGCGCCACCUUCGGCAGCAGCGUUGCCGUGCAAAAACUGCGCGAAUCCAAGUGGUUCAAGCCCGAGGAGCAGCGCAUCUUCUGCGCCGUCGUCGAGUGUGGCUUCAUUGUGGAGGUGCGCAGCAGCGCGGCUGCAGAGGCAGCGGCUGCGGCGGCCGCCGCCGCAGCGGCCGCAGCUGCCAGCGAUAUCGAUUCCCUGGACAUGGACUGUCCGCCCCUUGGCUUGGGCCUGGCCCCAGGUCUGAUGAUACCCCGCAAUGGCAGCAGCAGCAUCAGUUUCCUGGAGACACAAGACGAAAACGAGACGCCAGUGGCGUCCUGGUACGGCAUUGUCCUAUGCAAAGUGGCCAAAGAUAAUAAACCGAAGCCCGAUUCCAUUGAGAUAUUUUCUGUGAAAAUACGUGAGAAUGGUACCUACAAACUGAUCAAGAUGUCACUGGCCGAUAUCUGGAAUCAUGGAUGGGAGUUGAGGAUCAACAACUUUGCCGACAAGGAGAAGAUGCCCCAUAUCGAGAAGGAUAUACGCAAUCAGUUCCAAGUUUCACUUUCGCAAUCGAAUUGGGACUCCCCGAAGUACAAUGCUACCAAAAAAAAGAGCUCGAGAGAUUUCAAUAUCGCUGGCGCGCAAGGCCAAACAGAGUCUGUGGAACAACAACAAGCAUUUUGUGUACUGGUGCCGGUACGGUAGCCGCCAGCAGGAUGUCCGAAAGCGACAGGUAACGACGAGUGCUAAUCACGUGCUGCUCCAUCUGAUUAACUGAUAAACGGAGCAAGCAGCGGAGGCCAUCUCCCACACACACACACACACACAUAGAGAGAGAGAGAGAGAGAGGGAAAACACACAUACAUACACACACGCAAAAGCAAAGAAAAAAAAGAAACCGAAACACAACAUUUACCCACCCAAAAUCCUGCCUACCACCACCCUCCACCCCCCACCCCCAUAUGCAUUGAUUGUAGUUGCAACAGAGGAAAAAAACACACACACACGACACACACACAAGAACAGGACUGACAGAAACAACACACGGCAUGACAGAAGAGAGAGAACCGAUAACCGUUAAAAAAAAAAACUCGAAAAUCGAAAAUCUUAAGAAUCAUCCCUGCUAACUCAUUUGAUGCUUUUGGAAUCGGGCCACAAAUUUUACCGAAAUAUUGUACUAUAUCUUUCAAAGUAGAGAACCCUCCUCGAUCGCUCUAACACACGCUCCACGCUCCACGCUAUUCCCCCCACCACAUCCAACCUCCGUCCUU
Drosophila miranda is the source of this 1926-nucleotide messenger RNA. RefSeq lists its product as uncharacterized. The transcript has 4 exons. NCBI's taxonomy places the organism in Eukaryota, Metazoa, Arthropoda, Insecta, Diptera, Drosophilidae. The record is from RefSeq and is a predicted model, not a curated record. Bases 473 to 1360 code for a protein of 295 amino acids.